GAUUUCGUUAGUACUGUUGUUGGCUGUCGGGGCAUUAGCAGGGCCCAGUUGCCGCUACACCGAAUGGGAUACAUGGAGUGAAUGUACACCAAACGAAAGAUGUAUGCCAAAAGACAGACAAACACACGCACGAUUCUCGUUCAAACCAGACCCAUUUAAGCGGUAUAGAGACGCUGGUAGAAUCAUGGGAGAGAGAAUGAUGGCCUACAAAGAACAGCUUUGGUCCGCACCAAACACAGAAAACACGAUGGAAAGUAUCGUAGGAGCUGCCGUUCCUUGCUCAGGCGGUUCAGCCAGUGGAUUCAGAUGUCAGAACGUUGACCUCCAAUCUUACUUGAGUCUAUCAGCUUUGGGUGCAACUGCAAGUGGCGCCAGGGGUAACGAUAUUUGGGGAUGGACUGACCCAGUUACGAAUGACGAGAUCGUUGUUAUGGGAACCAACCAAGGGACGUCGUUUGUGAGAAUCACAGAUCCCGUUAACCCCCAAGUUGUCGCCUGGCUACCAACUCACACUUCGUCUAGCAGCUGGAGAGACAUGAAGGUCGUUAAUGACCAUGCCUUCAUUGGUUCAGAGGCCGCUGGCCAUGGAUUGCAGGUGUUUGAUCUUACAAGACUUCGUGGCCAGACAAACAUGGGCACUGUCAGCGCUGAUGCUCAUUAUGGCCAGUUUGGCAAUUCCCAUAACAUCGUAUCAAACCCAGAGAGCAACACCAUCUUUGUCGUGGGAGCAACUAAUGACAACCGCGGUUGCCGCGCUGGUCUCCACAUGGUUGACGUAAGCAACCCAAAAAAUCCGACGUUCGCUGGUUGUUUCUCUGCAGAUGGCUACACCCAUGACGCUCAAUGUCACUUCUAUAACGGACCUGAUACCACCUAUAGGGGCCGUGAAAUUUGCUAUAACUACAAUGAAGAUGCCCUUACUAUCGUUGAUGUCACGAACAAAGCAAGUCCCGUUGAGAUAUCAUCGACCUCAUACGUCGGCUAUGCUUACACUCAUCAGGGUUGGAUCACUGAAGACCAUACGGUGAUCCUCCUCGAUGACGAGCAAGAUGAGCAAGGAAACUGGUUUGAUGGAUCCACUGUAACCUACAUCUGGGACGUCAGUGACCUCGACAACCCUGUUCUGAGAAAUGAAUACUACGCUGCGCACGAGGCCAUUGACCAUAACCAAUACAUCCGGGGAUCUAGAACGUAUCAGUCUAACUAUGAAGUCGGCCUGAGAAUCCUCCAAAUCAACCAGGCUUCGUACAGUUUAACUGAAGUGGGUUACUUUGACGUCGACACUGGAUCUACUGGAGGUCUAGUGGCUUUCCGUGGUUCAUGGAGUAACUACCCCUACUUCGCUUCCGGAAAUAUCCCAGUAACUUCUAUCGAGACUGGUCUGUACAUUGUGAAGCCCGAUAAUAUGGCUAUGGAUGCGACAUAUGCUGCCAAAUUGAACGGACACCAGGAGAGAUCUCGCCAAGUGUUGACGGAAAGUGCCGAAGGCUGCAAUGACGUCAGAGAGGAGAGAUAUUGCCAAGCAACUUGUUAAUUGACUGAUGUUAAAUGAUGAAUAAAGUUGAUUUGAAAAUGUAACAUUUUAUCGAGCUAAAUAUGUGGAUGUUUUCAAAGACAUACACUCCGCAUAUCACUUUUGAACUACUUAAAGUUAUAUGUAUAUUUACACCAGACGUUGCUAUUCACACCAUUGUAAAAUAUGACUUAUUGUAUGAUACCGAGGUGAUAAAAAGAAAAUAUCACGUCGAUUGUAAAUUUAAAACCUAUUUUUGUCAGCAUUUUAAUGAGAAAAAUGUCGAAAUGAAGGACAUUUAAUGAUAUACAUCUGACAUAAAAAACAUUGUGG
Owenia fusiformis is the source of this 1846-nucleotide messenger RNA. The record is from the annotation of a GenBank genome assembly. NCBI's taxonomy places the organism in Eukaryota, Metazoa, Annelida, Polychaeta, Sabellida, Oweniidae.